AAAGAAAGUGCCAGAAAAAGCUACAAAGCAACCUGAAACUUUCCUAAGUGCCGCAUACAUGCAACUAUAACCCAUUUUUUCCCCCAUUCCCAACUACUAAAGGCCCAGCACAGUCGCCACAAACGCAAAUGAGGAUGUUAAGGAGGUCCCUGGUGGAAAGGGCUGAGCUGGAUGCCAGGGUCUCCGAGAAGCACCGGGACCUGGAGAACUAGGCUACCAGUCGGCGGUGAGAGCCCAAGAUAGGAGGUACUUGAGGACCUGAGUCAUCCAGCGUGCAGGUGUUCAGCAGUCCAGGCUUGGGUGGGUGGGAAGGGAAAGGACGUGAGUGAGGGGCUACACACGGACUCAGAGAACAUCAAGGGCCUCGGAGAAAAGUGCAGAGGUCGAGAGCCGCAGCUCGCCGACCCCCCUCCUUCGCUUUUGCGCAGAAUCCUCCCUUUGGCUGCAGCAGCGCGCUGCCCCCACUGGCCGGCGCGCCGUGAUCGACCGCAGGCUGCGUCAGAGUCCUCGCGGCGUAUAAAUAGGGGUGGCAGGACGGCGCCGAGCCGCACACAGCCAUCCAUCCUCCCCUUUCCCUCUCUCCCCCGUCCUUGUCUUUCUCUCUUCCAGGCCCGGUCUUGGCCGGAGGGGCCCCGGCAGCCAAUAUGAGUUCGUACAGCUACGAGCCGUACUACUCCACCUCGUACAAGCGGCGCUAUGUGGAGACGCCCCGGGUGCACAUCUCCAGCGUGCGCAGCGGCUACAGCACCGCGCGCUCCGCUUACUCCAGCUACUCAGCACCCGUUUCCUCCUCGCUGUCCGUGCGCCGCAGCUACUCGUCCAGCUCCGGCUCCUUGAUGCCCAGCCUGGAGAACCUCGACCUGAGCCAGGUGGCCGCCAUCAGCAACGACCUCAAGUCGAUCCGCACGCAGGAGAAGGCUCAGCUGCAGGACCUGAACGACCGCUUCGCUAGCUUCAUCGAGCGCGUGCACGAGCUGGAGCAGCAAAACAAGGUGCUGGAAGCCGAGCUGCUGGUGCUGCGCCAGAAGCACUCUGAGCCAUCCCGCUUCCGGGCCCUGUACGAACAGGAGAUCCGGGACCUGCGCCUGGCUGCCGAAGACGCCACCAACGAGAAGCAGGCGCUCCAGGGCGAGCGCGAAGGGCUGGAGGAGACUCUGCGCAACUUGCAAGCGCGCUAUGAAGAGGAGGUGCUGAGCCGCGAGGAUGCCGAGGGCCGACUGAUGGAGGCGCGCAAGGGCGCCGACGAGGCGGCACUGGCUCGCGCCGAGCUGGAAAAGCGCAUCGACAGCCUGAUGGACGAGAUCGCGUUUCUAAAGAAAGUACACGAAGAGGAGAUCGCUGAACUGCAGGCUCAGAUCCAGUACGCGCAGAUCUCCGUGGAGAUGGACGUGUCCUCCAAGCCCGACCUCUCCGCCGCCCUCAAGGACAUCCGCGCCCAGUAUGAGAAGCUGGCCGCCAAGAAUAUGCAGAACGCCGAAGAAUGGUUCAAGAGCCGCUUCACCGUGCUGACCGAGAGCGCCGCCAAGAACACCGACGCUGUGCGCGCCGCCAAGGACGAGGUGUCUGAGAGCCGCCGCCUGCUAAAGGCCAAGACGCUUGAGAUCGAAGCAUGCCGGGGCAUGAAUGAGGCUCUGGAGAAGCAGCUGCAGGAGCUGGAAGAUAAGCAGAACGCCGACAUCAGUGCUAUGCAGGACACGAUCAACAAACUAGAAAAUGAACUGAGAACCACGAAGAGCGAAAUGGCAAGAUACCUGAAGGAAUACCAAGACCUCCUCAAUGUGAAAAUGGCUUUGGAUAUUGAGAUUGCAGCUUACAGGAAACUCCUGGAAGGUGAGGAGACCCGGCUCAGUUUCACCAGCGUGGGCAGCAUAACCAGUGGCUACUCCCAGAGCUCCCAGGUCUUCGGCCGAUCUGCCUACGGCGGCUUACAGACCAGCUCCUACUUGCUGUCUGCCCGCUCCUUCCCGACCUACUACACCAGCCACGUGCAGGAAGAGCAGAUUGAGGUGGAGGAGACCAUAGAAGCUGCCAAAGCAGAGGAAGCAAAGGACGAGCCUCCCUCGGAAGGAGAGGCCGAGGAAGAGGAGAAGGAGAAGGAAGAAGGAGAGGAAGAGGAGGGAGCCGAGGAAGAAGAAGCCGCCAAGGAAGAAUCUGAAGAUGCAAAGGAGGAAGAGGAAGAAGGAGGUGAAGGUGAGGAAGGAGAAGAAACCAAAGAAGCUGAAGAGGAUGAAAAGAAAGAUGAGGGUGCUGGAGAAGAACAAGCGACCAAGAAGAAAGAUUGAGCCCCACGUCCCCUUGCCUAUUCCAGCAAGAAUUCUCCCACAAUCAGGUCAACCUCAUCACCAACCAACCAGUUGAGUUCCAGAUCUUCUAUGAAUUAAGAAGUCAAUAUAUGUAUAAUUCUGAGAUGAGUUAGGUUGGACAUUCAAUGUUGUGCUAUGAAUUUGCUCCUUAAUGCAGAGUAUCUGUUUGCUUGCAGAGUGGCUUUCUGGCUUGCUGCCAGCCUGUGCAUGGUCCAUGCUUAUGAGUUCAGGAUCUAUGGCAAUGUGAACCAUUCAGAUGUUUACAAUAAAAAAAAAAACAACACGAAUCAAUGAACUAUUUAUGUUAAUGUUAAUCUUCAUGGAAAAAUACUCGUUUGAACCUUUGGUGGCUAGAAAUUAAAGACCUUGAGUUAUGUGCAAUAAACAGUAAAUAAAGUUACACUGAAUGA
Molecule: messenger RNA, 2713 nt
Organism: Ochotona princeps (American pika)
Lineage: Eukaryota; Metazoa; Chordata; Mammalia; Lagomorpha; Ochotonidae
Gene: NEFL
Product: neurofilament light chain
Exons: 4
Coding region: 645-2282 (545 amino acids)
Biological process (GO): neurofilament bundle assembly
Cellular component (GO): postsynaptic intermediate filament cytoskeleton; axon; intermediate filament
Molecular function (GO): structural constituent of postsynaptic intermediate filament cytoskeleton
Source: RefSeq, a predicted model, not a curated record